Molecule: messenger RNA, 1564 nt
Organism: Bradysia coprophila
Lineage: Eukaryota; Metazoa; Arthropoda; Insecta; Diptera; Sciaridae
Gene: TM4SF
Product: Transmembrane 4 superfamily
Cellular component (GO): plasma membrane
Source: RefSeq, a predicted model, not a curated record
UCGCGUAUAUUACACCAACUGAACCACAUGUGAUCAUGUGUGAUCGGCCAGUCAACAAAUAACCGUCUAGUAGCAUAGACACUCAUGCGAUAUUGUAUCGAUUAAAUUUUUCUUUUUUCCUUUGAAUUUAAAUUUUCCGAUGAUUUCUAUUGAUCCAUUGAGUAUAAACGUAGUAGACCCGAGCUUCACAUAUUGAAAGAAUAAUUACAACGAAAUUGUUUAAAAACAAUAAAUUAUCAAAACAUUGAAAUCAGAGAAACGAAAAAUUGAGUGCUAUCUGUGUGUAUGUGACUAGUGUAGUUAUUUAUCUUAUCCUUAUCUAAAUAAAAAUUAAACGUUCGAAAUUUUUAGCAUGUCAGUCAUUUGUGAGUGAAGAUAUUUUAAAAAUUGCUGAAGCAAAUCCAGAAAGACAUUAUUCGAACGACUCAACAAAACAAAAUAUUUUUGUAUUGUUAUGAGUUUUUCAGUCGGUUGUUGGUUGUGAAAUGCACCAGUCAGUGUUGUAGUUAUAAUAGACAGACAGUUAAUAUACACAAAUUUCGUCACGGACUUUGAAUUUUAGAAUCAGCAUAAUGCUGAAAGGUGCUUGUGAUUGUUAAUUAUCAAAGCGAAAUUUUUCACACUAUGGUAUCAUUCUCGGGAAUUUAUGGACACAGUACACGAAAAUGGAACUUUCCAAACGAAUAAAAUUUUUACAAAUAUUGGUUUAUGUUUACAUCGUAAUACUGAGCCUGAUUGGAUUGUGCCAGAUAUUGAUCGGAGGAGCGCUACUAUGGCAUCAUUCCGACUUCAACGAUAUUGCGAAGAAUAACUUUUGGGGACCAUACGCCAUAAUUCUAUUCUUGGGAAUUGUGGCACAACUCAUGUGCUGGUUCGGCUGGCACUCGACAACAAAGAAAAAAAGAUGUUAUCUGAUAUUGUUUAACGUACUCUUAAUUGGAAUAAUCGCUAUGCAGGGGUUUACAUGCAUUUGGUCAUUCAAGCUCCGCAGUACAUUGGUACCGCUGUCCGAAUUCGAACUUAAGAUUAGUAAGUCAUUUGAGAGUUUUGCUGCAUUACAUCCGAGAACCGUAGAGGCACAUGAAAAUAAAUGGAAUCGAAUUCAGGAACAGUUGCAGUGUUGCGGAGUAGAUGGCAGAUCCGACUAUAGACUAAUUUCUGGGUCGAUUCCUUACUCUUGUUGUGCUGUUUCCAAUGACCCUAUGAAGAACGAUUGUGCCAAUAUGUAUCAACGAGGUUGCUUCGGUAUCGUAGUCGAUACAGUGAAGAAAAUGCUAAUAUAUGCAGCAUUGACUGCAUUCCUUGCUGCCACAGUGCAAUUUAUCGGACUGUUUUGUUCGAUUCAAUUAAUUUUAACAUUGAAACAUAGUGAAAUCGAUGACGAAGUGGAUACAUCUUCCAUGUCAUUCCGCCAAAAAUUGGAGAGAGAACUGAAGCCGCUGUCGGCUAGAACAAGAGCUCAACGAAAGAUGAAAAUUGAAGAAUCGAUACCAGAGGCUAUUCAAAGCAUUUAAGUUUUUGUAUAUAAAUCAUUAAAAACUGCCAUUAUUUAGUUUGUAAAUGA